This is a messenger RNA of Parastagonospora nodorum SN15, 2189 nucleotides long. RefSeq lists its product as hypothetical. The coding region runs from base 1 to 2025 and encodes 674 amino acids. The transcript has a single exon. NCBI's taxonomy places the organism in Eukaryota, Fungi, Ascomycota, Dothideomycetes, Pleosporales, Phaeosphaeriaceae. The record is from RefSeq and is a predicted model, not a curated record.
AUGAUGGAGACGUCAGACGAUGAGGCUCACACUGAGUCCAUCGCCUCCACAGACGGCAAUACCCCCGACGACGCUUCGAGCUUCAGCGACGAUGACGACGUUGAUUAUGGCACCGAUGGCCGCCACCUGCAUCACAGCUUUGCCUCCCUACAGGCUGAAGCUCCCGAGCAGCAACACCACGACGCGCGGUCCAUACAUAGUGCGGGAGACAGUACGCUGACCGAGGUCCCAAUGCACCGCGGAUACAGUGGACACUCUCGUGGUAUUAGGCUUGAUGAGCAGCCAGGUCAAGACGAUGGUGUAAGUCAAGGUGCCAAAGUCAUAAGGACGUUCCCAGACGAGAAUGGCACCUGUUAUUCGGUCUUCGACGAGUACGGCUGCUCGGAGGUCAGGGUCGUCGUCAAGGCGGCCUUGUCAAACAAGUCUAUCUCUACGCCAGACUCAUACAGGAUUUGUUACAUCGGCAUGCCUGACAAGUGGGACGAGGACGUCAUUACAACUAAGAUCACUGCGGCACUCACCGCCAGUCCAGGGACUUCCCGCUCAAUCAUGGUGCAGGGCCAACUGGAGCCCUAUGGUCCCAUCAUGCAUGUCGACCGCUGUACAUACAUUCAGGUCCUGUCUACGGGCAACGAGCCGGCGCGCAUCGCGCUCAGACUAGACAACGGAGAGCAACUCUCCUUCGGACAAGGACGCCGAUCUACCUCUGAGGCUCGACCAGACCUCGUCAUUUUCUGUCACCCAUCAGCACCUCGCACCGCUAACGAUGCGCAAGAGUACAACUGUGCUCGCGAAGCUUUUGACCAUGAGCAAAUGCCAUAUCUCGAACUCACUUCCGUUCGACAGUAUCACCACGGAGCAUUGUCAUACGAUUCAAGAAGCUUGGCGGUUUGCAUGGAGGGUCGUAAUAGCCCAGAAGCUGACUUCAGGUUGAAAGAGGUACUUCCCAUUGACCACUUCACGUUCAGCGACCUCGAGCCCUCUCAGGUCAAUCGUCAUCUAGCGCUGAUUAGCCCCCACAUGGUGACAGUAUCCAACAAGAGCCAUGAAGACGUGCAGAAAUCUCAUAUCACAACGCCAGACUUGGCAAAGGCACUCCUGGCGGCUCUCUCAGCAAUGGUCAUAGCAUACCUCUUUGGGCCCACCAUGAUGCUGAUGCUAGCCUCCAGCAACGAUGCUGUGCCGGCGGCUUUUACACCUUACUCGGAGCUCUGCUCGUCUCCUUCGUCCACAUUUAUGAGCUCUUCAUCAGUCACUGCUGUCCCUUCUUCAUCAAUCAUGCCUACGCCCAGGGAGCUCACCAUUGUUCCACCACAAAUCAAGCCUCAGACGAAGCCAGUGAAGAAGACAGAAAAGACUAUCCACUUCAGGAUUAAGCCAACGAAUGAUCAUCAAUUCAUACUUGUCCCCAACAAGGAGAUGCUCAAUGCUCGCAAGAAGCCGCAGCUCCAGAUCCAUGUCGUACGAGAAGCAGAAUCAGCUCCAAUACGAUUCAAUCGGACCAUCAGCGGCAUCUACGUUGUCGACCUCGAGCAGCAAUACCCUUUCGGCAUGUUCAACGUCACCAUUGCGAGCUUCUCAAAGCCACUACUUGAGCAAUCAUUCGAGAUCGCGUUGGGACAUAACAAAUCAAUGCUUGAUCAACUCAUUGACUCGACUAUCUGGAACCUCGGUCACACACCCAGCAACUUGUUCAACAUCACUAACAAGGCUGCUCUUGCACUGCGCGUUAUGAGCGAUGAGCUGAUGCACUCGCAGCCAGACAUCAAGACUCGCCUUCGUUGCGCUAAAAAAGCAUUAGAACAGAUGGGCAGCAAGGCAGCAGCCCUCAAGCAGGUUCCAGAGGCCACCUGGGUGGGUAUGAGAGAGGUCACCGCGCCUAUUCGCAGGUCAUCGUCGCUCUCAAAACUGAGGAUGCGAGCUCUAUGGGUACGCUGCCGGGCUGAGACGGCCACAGGAUUGUCGAGCAGCGUGCAAGACAGCAAGAAGAGCUGGGCCUGCUCAAAGCUGGGCAACAAGGCGUAAUGGAUGGGGUCAAGGCCUAGCGUUCGACAUUCACCUUUUUUCAAUCGUUGGAAGGCGUUCUACUGAGACCGAGGAUCGAUACCCAGGCACAGAUCGGAGCAUUAGGUGUUAUACUUGGUUGUAGCAAUGGUAGGGGUAGCAUAUUUAAAGUCUUGCAUGAAGCC